AUGUGUCCACAAAGCAAACAUCAUGCUUACAAAGCAGAAUUUCUUACAGUUAAUUUCUGUCAUUACAUGACAGCCGGUUCAUAUAUGUUCUGUGCAUCCAUAGCCUUGGUAACCACUCUGCUCGGGGCCACACCCUAUGAAUGUGCCAACAUGGGCUGCCUGCGCAUCAUGGGCUUUGCCAUAGGCGUUGGGUGUGUUUGCAGCUAUUUUCAUGAGCUCACACGAGUUCCAAUGCAUCUGCCAUUGUUUUCGAGUGUGUGUGUGUGUGUGUGUGUGUGUGUGUGUGAACUGCUUAUCUCCAUUUUUGUAUCUACUGGGAUCUUCCCGCUAAUUCACGUGGAUCCCAUGUGCAUACAGGUGCCCCAGUGA
Molecule: messenger RNA, 369 nt
Organism: Pipistrellus nathusii (Nathusius's pipistrelle)
Lineage: Eukaryota; Metazoa; Chordata; Mammalia; Chiroptera; Vespertilionidae
Source: the annotation of a GenBank genome assembly